Molecule: messenger RNA, 1352 nt
Organism: Onychostoma macrolepis
Lineage: Eukaryota; Metazoa; Chordata; Actinopteri; Cypriniformes; Cyprinidae
Product: protein regulator of cytokinesis 1-like
Exons: 2
Coding region: 748-1038 (96 amino acids)
Source: RefSeq, a predicted model, not a curated record
AGAACAGCACAUCCACACUUUGCUCCAAACGGGUGCGUUACCAACCCUACCGCGUUUUAUUCGGGAAUUUAAUCCCGCAUAGUCUCGGCCAAUCAGAGACCAGAGGUCAAGCGCCAAUAAAAGUUCAAGAAGAGCGCAGAGGCGUUUCAGUGCGGCGUUUGAAGUUUUUCAGAUAAAGCAUUCAAUAAAGUAAGUGUUAAAAUAUUCCUUAAAUCUCAUCGGAAGAUCGGAGAUCUGCGGCGGAAGGACAGGAUGAGGAAGAGGUAACAGAAACAGAGUUUAAAGUGUAUGUUUGUGUUUGUGUGUAGAUUAGCACAUGUAUUGUGUAGUGAAAAAUUGUGUUUAGGUUAAAAAUGGUCGAUGUUUUCGUGAUUUGUUUUAAAUUUAGCAUUAGAACUUAAGUACUGAUAUGAACGGCCAUUUUUAACAAACCAUUUUUCAGUUUUGCUGAUAUAUUUACAUUUAGCAGAUGCUUUUAGCCUGACAGUGCAAUCAGGCUAUACAUUUAUUUUUUUUUUAAUCAGUAUGCGUGUUCCCUGGGAAUUGAACCCACGACCUUUUGCGCUGUUAACACAAUACUCUACCACUGAGCCACAGGAAAACAAUGCAUAUUUUAAGUAUAAUUGUCAAUAAUGCUGUUUACUGGAUUAUUAAUUCAUAAGAAAAGUAUUGAAACACAUUAGCUCGUUUUACUAUAAUGUUUAAUUUAUGACACAGUCUGACAACCAGCAUGUUUAUUAAAUCUGAAUGUGUCGUUUCAGUGAAAUCCAUGCCUCACAGUCUGUAGCAUGUUUGAACAACGCUCUCGGUGAGCUGAAGGACAUCGGGAUCCCAGAAGACCAGAAGCUGCAGCGAACGGACGCAGUGUACACGCACAUCAAAAAUCUGCUCGAUAUGAUGAUCGGAGAGGAGGUAAGCUUGAAGAAGCGCUUGCUGAGCAGUAUCAAAAUGUGCAGGAAGGAGGUGACCAGCCUGUGUAGUGAGCUUCAGGUGCAGGAGUAUCAGGUGAGUCGCUCUGAUACCAAGGUUUUUGGAUAACGGCAUAAUAACAACCUGUGCCCUCUUACUUCUGGAUGUUUUGUCAAGCCGGCCAAUCUGAUUGGAGACUUUGUGCGUUUGGCAGGAGGAGGCUGGUCUUACGAUGCUGCAGCUGGAGAAGGAUCUCCGUACACAGGUCAAGAUGAUGCUGAAAGAGAAAAGUGCUCGUCAGAGUGAGCUGAAGUCUCUGAUUCAGCAGGAUCAAGAUCUGUGUGACAUCCUGCGUGAUGACCUCUUCCCCAUCCGUCCUGAACACGUGCCGUCACACCAGCAGCUGCAGAACUACAGAGAACACAUCAACACCCGCAACCAGG